AUGUUCUCCUCCUACUAUACCUUCAACAACCUCUUCCAAGACUUUGCUUCUUCAAACCCCAACAGUCUCUUCGCCCUCACUCCGCCUGUCGCCCAAUUCCUUGCCGGGGGACUCGCGGCGGAAGCCUUCUGGCUCGUCGGAUAUCCGCUCGAUAUGGUCAAGAAUCGAAUCAUGUGCGACUCGUUCAUCAAGCCAAGAUACCCCACUUGGAUCUCCGCCGCAAGAGCGAUCUGGCUCGAAGGAGGCUUCAAAGCUUUUUACCGUGGUCUCACUCCCUGCAUCUUGAGAGCGUUUCCAACUAAUGCUGCCGCUUUGGCUGUCUGGGAAGGAGCUAUGAAGGUUAUGAAAUCUUGA
This is a messenger RNA of Puccinia graminis f. sp. tritici CRL 75-36-700-3, 354 nucleotides long. RefSeq lists its product as uncharacterized. Gene Ontology annotation, molecular function: transmembrane transporter activity. Bases 1 to 354 code for a protein of 117 amino acids. Gene Ontology annotation, biological process: transport. The transcript has 4 exons. Lineage: Eukaryota; Fungi; Basidiomycota; Pucciniomycetes; Pucciniales; Pucciniaceae. The record is from RefSeq and is a predicted model, not a curated record.